AUGGCUGCUUCCAAUGGUCUUGGGAAUGCUCUGUGUGAGGAAUCAGUUCAAGCACGGAAUAAGAGGAAGCAAAUAAUUUCUAGCAAGAAAAGAGCUCAACAGAUGUCUAUAAACCAAGUUUGUCAAAAUGCUACUAAGACGAGGAAGAAUACUUCAAGCUCCCCUUUGUCUGACAUAACGAACAACCUGACCAAUCCUGUGUUUCAACCACCUGUUGGAAUUAAUUCUCAGAAAUCUCUCAACGACUCAUUGACUACACCAAAUAUUUCAGGGACAAACAGCACCGUUUGCUUCCCUUCGUCCCAGAAUAGAUCUUUUACAUGUUCAUUAUCCACAUUUCCAUAUGGGAUGUCCAAUGAAACAACUUCCAGAGUGGUUCGUAGUAAAAAAAUUCACAAUGCUGCAGCUGCUAGGUUAAGGAGGUUAAAUUAUAUGAAAAGUAACAAUCCUCUAAAUCUGGACAUUACUGAAGAUAUUUCAAGGCUGAAUCAAAACAAUAAAACAAAAACAUGUUUAAUGAAUAACAUUGAAGCAAGUUCUUCGAAGAGUGGUAAUGAUGCCUAUAAUUUCCAAGUUUCUGGAUCUCAUUGUCGCCAGUUGUUGGUGGAGUUUAAUGCUGAAAGUCACUCUUCACAGUCUUUGUUAGAUCUUUAUGAUGGUGCUGAGUUGAUAGAUGAAAUAGAUUUGGGGGAUGCAUCUUAUAGGUGCCGCAUUUGCCACGCGAAUUUUUGGUAUGAAGAAAGGGUUGAAUCAGCUGUGAACAAUGGUGGAGGUCCUCCACAAUUUGUAUUGAGUGGCCAAAAUUAUCAUAGAAUUGGUACACUCCUCCCUCAACUAGGAGAUGUUCCCAAAUUUGCUCAGCUUUACAUAUAUGAUACACACAAUGAGAAUAAGAAUCGAAUGAAGCCGUUCAUGGCUUCUAACAAUCCAGAUCCAUUGGAUAUUUCUUUAGUGGAUGAAUUGAAGGGAAUGAUUGAUGAGAAUAACGUGCUAGCUAAGUCAUUUCGUAAGGUACGAGAUUAUGUAAUGUCAAAUGAAUCAUCAUCAUUUGCCUUGCGUCUAUUUCGGAAAAGAGGUAAAGACCCUCGAACAUAUAAUUUGCCUACAUCUGAUGAGAUUGCAGCCCUAAUUGUAGGGGAUCUUGAAAAUGUUGAAGUUGGUAGGGAUAUUAUAGUUAAAAAAAAUGGUGUCCUAACAAGGAUCCAUGAAACUCAUACCUGCUUUAUUCCAUUACAAUAUCCAUUGAUAUUUCCUUUUGGUGAAGAUGGUUGGCAAGAAGAUAUUCCGUUAAGUGGUGUGUCGGCAUCUCUUAGUUCUCGAUUGAAACCUCGGGUCACAUUACGAGAAUUUAUAACCUUUAGGAUUCAAGAAAGGGAUCUUGAGCAUGGGAAUGUUGUCUUUUGUAGAAGGCUUUUCCAACAGUUUUUGGUAGAUUGUUAUACCAUGAUAGAAUCUCAGAGGCUAUCAUAUGUCCGCAACAAUCAAAAAAUAAUUAGAGCUGAUUUCCUUAAUGGGUUGGAAGAAGCAAUGUGUAGAGGAGAAACAGACCCAGGUCAAUUAGGAAUGCGUAUUGUAUUGCCGUCCUCAUUUGUUGGUGGACGUCGCUAUAUGUUUGAUUGUUGUCAAGACGCAAUGGCUAUUUGUAAGCGUUAUGGUUAUCCUGAUCUCUUCAUAACUGUUACAUGCAAUUCUGCAUGGAAAGAAAUUGAUAGAUUUGUUCGUCAGAGGAAUUUAAGGCCAGAUGAAAGGCCAGAUAUAUGUUGUCGAAUCUUCAAGAUGAAGCUGGACCAUUUAAUUGGAACUUUGAAGAGUGGCAUUAUAUUUGGUCCUUUAGAUGCAGGUAUGUACACAAUUGAGUUUCAAAAAAGAGGGUUGCCACAUGCACAUAUUCUCCUAUGGCUUUCGAAGAACAACAAGUUAGUAACAACCUCUGAUAUUGAUAAAUUCAUUUCAGCAGAAAUUCCUGAUCCUAUUCUACAUCCUAGAUUGAACAAGGUUGUGUCUACUUAUAUGUUACAUGGUCCAUGUGGCUCUGGUUUUUCAAAAUCUCCUUGCAUGUCAAAUGGGAAAUGUACCAAGUUCUUCCCAAAGAAUUUUCAGGAAACUACUAUAAUUGAUGAUGAUGGUUAUCCUGUGUACAGAAGGAGAGAUACUGGAGUGUAUGUUGAGAAGAAAGGUCUUCGAAUGGACAAUAGUUAUGUUGUUCCUUAUAACCCUCAACUACUUAUGUUAUAUAAUGGUCAUAUCAACGUGGAAUAUUGCAACAAAUCUAAUGCAAUCAAGUAUCUCUUCAAGUAUGUUAGUAAAGGUCCUGAUCGUGUUAAUAUUGAAAUAAUCAAUCAGAGAGAAGAUGGGGCAGAACUUGAGGUAAAAGAUGAAAUUAAACAAUAUUAUGAUUGUAGAUAUCUUACCCCAUGUGAGGCUGUUUGGAGGACUUUCAAAUAUUAUAUUCAUGUGAAGUGGCCAGCUGUCAAGAAAGUUACUUUCCACCUUGAGGAGAAACAAAGUAUUUGCUUCAAAGAUAGUGAUAAUUUGGAGUAUAUUGUUAAAAAAGCAUCUGAAAAAGACACAAUGUUCUUAGCUUUGAUGAAAGCUAAUGGUUUAUAUGAAGAGGGAAAAUCACUAACUUAUGCUGAAUUUCCUUCAUAUUUUGUUUUUGAUGAGGAAUCUCAUUCAUGGCAUCCAAGGAAGCAAGGAUAUUCUAUUGGAAGACUCCAAUAUAUCCCUCACGGGAUUGGGGAGCUUUAUUAUUUGAGGAUCCUCCUAACUCGGCAGAAAGGAUGUACUUCAUGGGAAAGCAUUCGUACUAUUGAAGAUGUUGUGUAUCCUUCUUUUCAUGAUGCAUGUUAUGCACUAGGAUUGUUAGCAGAUGAUCGAGAAUUUAUAGAUGCUAUUGUUGAAGCAAAUGAGUUAGCUUCAGGCAUACAGCUUCGAAGAUUCUUUGUGAUGUUGCUCACAACAAACACUAUGAGCAAACCCGAAUUUGUGUGGGAAAAAUCAUGGCGGAUUUUGUCAGAUGGAAUUUUGUAUGAAAGGCGAAAAAAGCUAGGCAUACCGGAUCUGCACAUAAGUGACGCAGAUUUACGAAAUCUUUGCUUGGUAGAAUUGGACAAAUUACUUCACUUGAACGGACGGUCUCUAAAAGACUAUUCUUGCCUACCUUUUCCAGAUCUAUUUGAGGAGUGCCAGUAUGAGAACAAAUUCGUUGCUGAUGAAUUGAAUUAUAAUAAAGUUGAAAUGGCCAGUUUGCACGAAUCACUCAUAGAUUCAUUGACUGAAGAACAACAUCAAAUAUACAAUGUUAUAAUGAAAGCAGUCAUGGAUAAAACUGGAGGACUAUUUUUUCUAUAUGGCUCUGGUGGUACCGGCAAAACAUAUUUGUGGAAUACCUUAUCUGCUGGUAUAAGGUCAAAAGGGUUGAUUGUUUUGAAUGUUGCUUCAAGUGGAAUUGCUUCUUUACUUCUCCCUGGUGGAAGGACAGCUCAUUCCAGGUUUUCUAUUCCUAUUUCUAUUAAAGAUACCUCAACUUGCAAUGUUUCGUUAGGUUCUUUAAAAGCUGAGCUAUUAAAGAAAACUAAUUUGAUCAUUUGGGAUGAAGCUCCAAUGUUGAAUAAAUUUUGUUUUGAAGCAUUGGAUAGGACUUUAAAUGACAUAAUGAAGUCCAAUUCAACUUUACCCAAUGAUAUGCCAUUUGGUGGUAAAGUUGUUGUUCUUGGUGGAGAUUUCAGACAAAUAUUACCAGUUAUUCAGAAAGGUAGUCGUUAUGAUAUAGUAGAUGCCUCUAUCAAUUCUUCUUAUCUUUGGAAACAAUGUCGUGUUCUUCUAUUGACAAAGAAUAUGAGGCUACUUAAAUCUGAAGUUUCUGCAGAAUCCAAUGACAUUAAAAUUUUUUCUGAAUGGCUCUUGGAACUUGGUGAUGGAAAGUUAAAUAGAUCUGGAGAUGGGGAAUCUACCAUUGAGAUUCCCGAUGAUCUUUUGAUUCUUGAUUAUGAAAAUCCAUUACAAAGGUUGAUUGAUUUCGCCUAUCCUGAUAUAUUGCACAACUUAGAAAUUAAAAACUACAAUUUUUUUGAAGAAAGAGCUAUUUUGGCACCAACCUUAGAAAGCGUAGAAGCAGUUAACAAUCAACUUCUUUCCAAAAUUCCUGGGGCUAUGAAAGAUUAUUAUAGUUGUGAUAGUACUUGCAAGUCAGAUGAAGACACUGAGAUUGAAGCUGAAUGGUUUACCAGUGAAUUUUUGAAUAACAUCAAAUGUUCUGGCAUACCGAAUCAUAAAUUGAGUUUGAAAGUGGGUGUGCCUGUUAUGUUGUUGCGUAACAUUGACCAAGCUGGAGGACUUUGCAAUGGCACUCGAAUGAUUGUAAAGGCAUUGGGGAAAAAUGUUAUUGUUGCUAAUGUAGUUAGUGGAAAACAACUUGGGAAGGAUGUUUUAAUAUCUAGAAUGGAUUUAGUUCCAACUGACUCUGGUUUGCCUUUCAAGUUUGUAAGGAGACAAUUUCCUAUUUCUUUAUGUUUUGCAAUGACUAUUAACAAAAGUCAAGGUCAGACUCUUUCGCAUGUGGGAUUGUAUUUGCCUAAACCAGUAUUCACUCAUGGGCAGUUAUAUGUUGCAUUAUCGAGGGUGAAAUCAAGAAAAGGAUUAAAAAUCUUGAUUUUGGAUGAAGAUGGUUCCAUUUCAAAGGUUACUAGAAAUAUAGUAUACAAAGAGGUGUUUGACAAUAUAUGACCAAUGCGAAAUCAAAAAUCUGUUUAAAGUGUGAAGUGCAGGAGAAUAAUAAUUUUAUUCUGCUUAUUUCAUAAUUUAUGUAUAAUGGACAUGUUAUUUAUAGACACUAUUUUAUCACUGAAAUUACUAAUGUAUUUUACUCACAAUGGUUUGUUCACAUUUUUUAGCGCACACCUAUUUACUACGACUCUCACAGUUAUA
This is a messenger RNA of Lotus japonicus, 4926 nucleotides long. RefSeq lists its product as uncharacterized. The transcript has 13 exons. NCBI's taxonomy places the organism in Eukaryota, Viridiplantae, Streptophyta, Magnoliopsida, Fabales, Fabaceae. The record is from RefSeq and is a predicted model, not a curated record. Gene Ontology annotation, biological process: DNA repair; telomere maintenance. Bases 1 to 4725 code for a protein of 1574 amino acids. Gene Ontology annotation, molecular function: DNA helicase activity.